This is a messenger RNA of Peronospora farinosa, 918 nucleotides long. The record is from the annotation of a GenBank genome assembly. Lineage: Eukaryota; Oomycota; Peronosporomycetes; Peronosporales; Peronosporaceae.
AUGGAGACUCCAAGAGCAAGACAAAUUCACGUGCUGGUUGUGGUUCCGGGGCAAGCCCAACAAACAACAAGGUUGUGGCUCGUCAGUGGAUACAUUUAUAAUGCGCUGGGCACGAAAGGAAUUCGCAGCUGUCUCUAUCGGCUGGCGUCAUCACGGUUAGGAUGGUACGAUCCGGCGUGCCGGACAGGGGACAAGGAUGUCGCUUUUUGGUAUGAAGACAAGCGAUUGUGCAUCCAUGUUCUGUUUAAGACAGAAAAAGAUGCAAGGUUAUUUGAAUAUGACUUGGAUGUGGGUCCGCACACGCCUGACUCUCCAUUGUAUGGCCAACCUAUUACGUUGAAACUUACACGAGUUGAAGCUGUAGCGUCUGAACUUCAGAGUAUCAUGUACUCCGACUAUAAUUCGUCGACUACAGUCCUUUCCAAUCUGGACCCCUCGUCGGACGAGUUUCGUUAUCAACGUAUCGAACACGAGUGGCUGUUUGCUCCGUACGGCAAGGCAGAGAGAUAUCAGUUGGUGUCGAAACAGCAAUGCAAUGACAACAAGCCUGAAUUUGCUAAGUACGAUCGUGAUCCGAACAAUGUGCUUGCACUUUCGUACGGUAUGGUUGGCUUUUACGACGGUCUUAGCCUUGAUGUUCCUAUCGUCAACAUGCUUCCUGGAUCGGUUGAAGAGACUCCAUCAAUUGGCAGCAGAUACAAGGUCGAGAUUUUGGUGAAGGUACUAGAUCCGCGUUGCGCUAAGCGCAUCUUCUAUCGUUUGAAGGAUGGAUCAACCACGACCGAUGACCCGGUUGUGAUGAAGACGUUUGUCCACGUCGAGGAUCCCGAAACGUUUUGCUUUUGUAUGAAGUGGAAGCAUGACUAUAACGAGGAGCUCUGGGAGAGCUUCCUUGAUAUGACUCCGGCGGUCGAUUGA